Molecule: messenger RNA, 2842 nt
Organism: Coffea arabica (coffee)
Lineage: Eukaryota; Viridiplantae; Streptophyta; Magnoliopsida; Gentianales; Rubiaceae
Source: RefSeq, a predicted model, not a curated record
ACGGGAUAAAAGAAAAACAUCACCGCCGCCCUUGCCGCCUACUGACACUUCUACCUCCACCAUCACCACCGCCGUCACACCAUUGCCACUUCCGUCUACAGAAUUUAUGCUAACUAAGAGUACGAUCAAUCCAUAUUUCUCUGCAAUAAUUCCAUCAAACCCAAAUGCCGGUCGCCACGGCCGACUUAGCCUCAAAUUCUCCCCAAGAACUCAUCAUCCCAGUUCUCUCACGACUCCCGGCAAAAUCGGUCGGCAAAUGCAGGUGCGUUUGGAAGCUAUGGCGCUCUCUACUUUCUGACCCACUUUUCAUCAAAGCCCACCUCGUUUCCCACCUCCAUCUCUAUUUCCCGUACACCCUCCCUCUUCCUAUUUAUCACUCAAAAGCUCGCCCUUUUGGAGAAUCAAUUGCUUUUGAAGGAUUAAACCCCUCAUCUGUGUAUUUGAUGAACCCCACUAUCAGGGAGCUUGUGAAAUUUCGACAUAGUUCAUUGGUUAGGGAUGCUGCAGAAACCAUAACUAGAUAUGGUUUCGGUUAUGGUAGUUCUAAUGAUGACUACAAAAUCGUUACGCUGUCUUACGAUUGGCGAGUUGUCGAAACAGAGAGUUAUCCUGCCUUUGUUGAUGUUUUAGUUGGGGGAUUGGAAUGUGGAAGAGGAUUGGUUGUUUUCCUUAUGUUUCUAGUUCGCAUUUUGGGGUUUGAUAAAAAGUGUGUUCUAAUUGCUUUGGAUACGAGCUGCAAGAAAUUUAAGCAACUGCCAUGGCCUGAUACUGAUCAUACUUCUCAUAAGUGUGGCAGCGAGCUUGUAGCUCUUGGCGGAUGUCUAGGAAUGGUUGUGGUACAAUCUAGUCACCGUAUGGAUGUUUGGAUGAUGAUGGAGUACGGUGUUGGAGAAUUUUGGACCAAAUUUAUUGUUACUACACCUGAAAAUGUAUAUGCAUGGGGAUCUAUAUGACUGCUGGGGAGUGAUGAUGUCAUUUUACAGAUGGGUGGUAAGAACCUUGUUGUGAAGAAUUUGAGAGAGAGAACUAUGAGGGAUAUGGUAAUUGCUGGCAUUCAAGACAAGUUUAGAAGAGGAGCAAUAGGCUUUUCGGAGAGCCUUGUGUUGCCUAUUUUCAGCAGUCAGAAAUGGAGAGCGAAAUUACCCUGACGAUGUCUUUGAAAAUUGAUGGUAGUGGAGCCGUUUUAGGUAUUGCAUGGAGGGUGUCAGCAUUGAUAGGCGAGGGACUGGCGAGCCUGGGAGACGCAGGAUUGCUGGAAUUCAACUCAGCAUUAGCCAUCUCAAUAGUGCAAAGAUUCGUGACUUGGUUCUUGCUGAGGCAACCUCUAUCAGUGUUGGCAAAACUAUUCAGGUGAUAUCGAACGUUGGUGAGCCACAAUAUGACUCUUGCCUGCCUGGAAUCCAAAAGGGAUACUCUAUGUUCAAUCCAUUCCCACAGUUCUGAGGUACUCGAUCUUUUCCUUGACAAUUUGUCUAACAAACAUCUUAGUGCUAGUUUCAGUUGUGAUAUGUCAACUUCAAGCAUUAGACUUGGACCACUGCACAAGCUAGUUGACACUAAAGAUUUGGAUGACGAGUGCAUACCAUUUCUAUUUUGGUUGCUGGUGCUGUUACGCAGCAAAUCGAAUUAGUGAUCUCUGCAAUAGCAGGCAAAUGAGUUGGAACAAGUGUUAUACCCGCACUGGCCACCUGAGUUAGCGCAAUUUCUGCAGAAUGUAUUAUUUGCUUUAUAUUGCAAAGGAAAGACAGCAGUAAGCGUAGCUCUUAAACCCGCAGUAUUGAAUAGAAUCGAAACUGCAACCUGAUUAAUAGGAACCCUGACGGUAUCAGUACAUGUAUUCAAAAACGGCAGCUGGCUUAUGUUAGUUUUGGCUCCUCUACUUGUCAGGAAAAAACUGGCAGUUGGUGUGGUAUUAUUGAUGGUGCAAGGAAACUGAUUUGGCUGUUGAGGGAUCAGGGAUGUUGGCAAGGAAAGGUGCAUUUAUAGAACAGAGUGAUUUUAUCGACAUUGUUGGGGUAACUGAAGAUGUUGAAAUUCCAGGUGGUGUUAUGGAGAUAUUGAGGACAAUUAUUAGCCCACAGAUCGUCUCUGGCAACAGCAAGAGUAUGAGCUGAGGCAUCUACAGAGGAGAGGAUUCAGUAUGCAACGCGGCUAACUGUAAACCGAGAGAUAUUGAGGACAAUUAUUAGCCCACAGAUCGUCUCUGGCAACAGUAAGAGUAUGAGCUGAGGCAUCUACAGAGGAGAGGAUUCAGUAUGCAACGGGGCUAACUGUAAACCGAGAGAUAUUUCCUUCGCAGCUUAGAUUGAAACCUGGAUAAACACAACCCCCAACCCAGAAUGGAUAAGUAAAGUCAAUAUUUCCACACCGAAACGACUUGCUGCAGGUUACAAAUUGUUGAUCCUGGCUGAAAGAUUUUGGGAUGUCAAUUAAAGUAAAGCUGGUGAUUAUCAGAAAGAACAAAAGGUUUGGAAAGCGAUCCUUGAAAUGCAUUGUUAUACGGAGAGAAAAGAAGAGUAGGAAAAGUUUGCAAGUAGGAAAUGUUCUUCCCUGUUCAUUUGCUGGGAGUAGAUCAGCACAAAGAGGAGAAUUUCACUAGAUAUUUCAUUAAAGUCAUUUAAGCUUGACAUAAGAUGAGGCUGUCUGUUUGGAUAAAUUUUUGAGAUGAAUAGAAGCUUUUGUUGGAAUGAAAAAGUGGCUUGACUUGGUCUAAACUAAUCCAAGAACCUGUAGUUACAAAUGGUGGUCUUUUUGCACUUGGGUUACGGUCAAGGGCAGCAAGUUUUGGUAAGUCAAGGCUUUCCAGUCCUUGGACAGUAUCAAUGACAACAACUACUUCAGC